This is a messenger RNA of Durusdinium trenchii, 954 nucleotides long. The record is from the annotation of a GenBank genome assembly. NCBI's taxonomy places the organism in Eukaryota, Dinophyceae, Suessiales, Symbiodiniaceae.
AUGUCCAAAAUCCGAAGCUGCGGUUCGCUGGCCUCUGGCAACAAUGCCUUGUUGAUGAUCAAGCAAGAGCCUGGCGAUAAAGCGGAUCGUAUCAAGGAGUUGCAAUUGAAGAAGGAGGAGGGCCGGGCGACUGAAGAGGAAUUGCAUGCCUCCCAGAAGCGUGCUCCUCCACCGUCGACUAAGACCACACCGGUGAAGCAGUUAGCGUCAUUUCCCAAGAAAGCAAAGAAUGGUGCCGACCAGGCUGACCUUCGACAGGGCACUGUCCAAGCGGUGGCCACACCUGCUCCAAGUGCUGCAGCGAGUGAUGGUGGGAGCGGUGCGACGGCUGAGGAGCCAUCUGCCAGUGACCUCCAGACUCGCCUUGAUCAAGCUCUGGCCCUGAUCUCCGACUUGCAAAAGAAGAGUCAGCCUGCCACUCCAUCCCCAAGUGUUGCCGGAACCAAGCCGAGACCCCCACUGUCAGCAGCUAAAUCUAUGGCCCGUUCGAGUCCCUCUUCAGCCACCACUCCAAAGUCUAGCGCAAAAGAGGUGGACGUGGACGUGCCGGAAGCAGAUGAUGAUCACCGCUCAGCCCUGCAAUUAUACAAGAAGGUGGAUGCUAGGUUGCGCCGUCUAUGCGAGAGAAAACCCAGUGGCAAGCUCAACGUGCCCCUGUCAAUCCAUGAGCAGUGGGUUCAGGGAGGGAAAUCACGGGAUGAACUUCGAGCCAUGUUGGAGCAAAAUGAUUUUGACAAGGAGAUGCUUGUGUGCAAGGUGACCAAGCUGAUCGAUCAGCGCAAGGAAGAGUCACAGGAGGUCUUGAAGGGCUGGUUUACCGUGGAGAUGAUGAAAACUGAGCUCAAGCCAGACAAGUACAAUGAGAAGGUGAUGCGCUACUUUGUGGAAUACUCCGACAAGGAAUCCACCAAGCAUUCCCGGACUGAGUCUCAUCAGCACCAAUCUACAGAGGAG